AGAGAGUUUAGGGAAUUAAUAAUUCUAGGGGUAUUCAAUUAGAAAUUUCAAAUUUUUUAUAAAAAUCUUGGUGUAUUCAAUUGAGAUUCUUAAAGACUUCUUACAAUUCCCUAUAAAUUUAGGUGUAUUCAACUAUAACUUUUUGAAAGUCUCUAAAAGUUUAGGUGUAUUGAAAAAGGAAUUGGAUUUGAGUGGAUUUGUGAUUUGGUGGAUUUUGGAGGAUUUCAAGGUGAUAUGUAUAAAUGCCAAAGAGCUUGGCAAAUCUCACCUCAACUCUAGAAACUUUGAGAGAUUUUGAGCGUACUGCUCUUUGCUCCAGAGAGUGUCUUCUCCGGUCUCCGUCCCGUCAUUUCAAAUUCUUUGCGAAGGUACCAUCUUUCUUCCUCUGCAACUUCUUCCCAUUGUUUCGAAUAUUGUAAGCCUCCUGUUGUUCUUCACCUGCUUCGAUUCUAGGGUGUCCUUGUUGUGUAAUAUUACUUUCGUGCUCGUUUGUGGUAUAGGAUUAUGGGUUUUGUUUCUAUUUUUUUGGGUUUUUUUUUAGCGAUUUGUUUAAUUUUAGGGGUUUAUUUGGUUGGCAUUGUUAUAUGUUCUGUGGGGUUUUUUUUUCUAGCGAUUUGUUUAUCUUUCAGUUUUUUGUUAUAUGUCAAUCUGUUGUUUAUACUAUGCUUGUAAUCCCUAUUAAUCAAUUUGUUAUUAUCAUGUUAUGCCUUUUUAUAGUCAUUAUACUUGUUGCGUUAAUAACAUGUCAAUCUGUUGUCCCAAUCCUUUUUAUAGUCACUUAUACUUGUAAUCCCUAUUAUCAUGUUAUGCUUUUAUUGUCACGUCUCAUUGUUUUAUUAUAAUGUAUCAUCUAGUAAGAUUAUAAAUGGGAGAUUCACAACAAGAAAAGACAAAAGGAAACUAUAAUCAGUGGUCCGUGCAAGAGAACAACAUGUUGUUACAACUACUUGCUGAGGUCGUAAACAAUGGAUGGCGUGAUGCUAAUGGCAUAAUAAGUAAGCAGACCAUAGAAGCCAAAAUUGUUCCCGCGCUCAAUGAAAAACUUGGGUGUAAAAAAAAUGAAGAUCAUGUUAAGAACUAUAUGAAAACAUUGAAGGGUCGAUUUCAAUCAAUUUGUCAGUUUUUUAGACAUAGUUCUGGAUUUGGUUGGGACCUUGUCACAAAGAAGUUCACAUCUAGUGAUGAAGUAUGGGAAGGUUUCCUUAGGUCUCACCCAAAGAGUCAAGGUAUUCGCGAAGAGACAUUUGCAGACUAUGAAGAUUUGAUGACUGUUUUUGGUGAUGUAACAACUAAAGGAUAUAACUCGAUUGGAUUGGGUGAUGAUACUGAUGCCACAACAUAUAGAGUUGAAGAAAGUAGGCCAGUCAGAGUAGACGAAUUUCCUCCCUUUGAUGAGAACGUCGAGCAACUUGAUCCAUUAUUCCAAAGGUCAUACUAUGCAUCAUCUUUCCUAGAUGCAAAUUUUGAGGCUCCUGCUGCUACACCUAUACAAAAGCUACUUCCAAGGAAAAGAUCUCGACCUGAGUCUGAACCAAAAUUAAAUGGGACUACCUCUCAUAUCUUUCUAAUGGAAAAAGUUUUUGUUGGAAUGGAUUCGAUUGCUGCAAUUGCUGAAAUUCAAGGAAUUCAUUGCAUAAUGGCGAAAAAAGAAAAAGAUAGAGUAAAAAAAGAAAUGGAGAAAAAAGAAUAGGAGAAAAACAACAAUGUGUGGGAUGCUAUCAAAAAGACUCCAAACUUGGAUGCUCCUAGUCGUUACAAAGCAAUUGCGUUGGUUCAAAAAUUAGGAAUGAAAAAAGAGUUCUUGAAAAUGACACCAGAAUAACGCUCAGAAUGGAUAAAAUACAAUGUGGAGCGAAUGUGGUUAUUUUAGAUUUGUUUACAUCUUGGAGUGUUUACUUUUGUUUGAUAACAUGUUGACUUUGGUUUGGUUAUUUCAAAUUUGAUCUUGGAGUAUCUAAUUUGUUUGAUCAUACAUUGACUUUGGUUUAAAUGAUAGAAGAAGUAGUUUGUUUA
Pyrus x bretschneideri (Chinese white pear) is the source of this 2013-nucleotide messenger RNA. RefSeq lists its product as uncharacterized. The record is from RefSeq and is a predicted model, not a curated record. Lineage: Eukaryota; Viridiplantae; Streptophyta; Magnoliopsida; Rosales; Rosaceae.